Thecamonas trahens ATCC 50062 is the source of this 6276-nucleotide messenger RNA. RefSeq lists its product as uncharacterized. The transcript has 4 exons. The record is from RefSeq and is a predicted model, not a curated record. Lineage: Eukaryota; Apusomonadida; Apusomonadidae. Bases 1 to 6276 code for a protein of 2091 amino acids.
AUGCCUCCCGCCCCCUUGCCGCGACUAGACACCCUGCCCGCGGAGCUGGUCCACGCCGUGGCUCAUGGCUCGGGCGUACUGACCGCCGGCGAUGUCGUUGCCCUUGCCGCCACCAACUCGUACCUCCAUGCCGCCCUCCUCGGCGACGGCUACGCCCGCGCCCUGCUGUAUGCCCGCGCCGGGCCGACUGCCUGCGCCGCCCGGGGCGAAUGGCGUGCGGCCUAUGUGGCGCUGACUCUCCCCCUCACCCCACCCGUGAAUCGGCUGCUGCUCACCGCCGUGGCGGCUUCCGCGGCUGGUGCGACUGCCGACGCCGAUGCCGAUGCUGCACCGUGGCGGGAGCUUGUUGUGCGCACCUGUGCGCGGCACGCGUUGUUUGACCCGCGUGACAGCUCGUACCUGGUCUUGCGACGCGCCCUGGCUGCCAACAACGACGGCACUGUUGCCGCUCUGGUACCUGCACUCGGCGCCGAUGCGGGCGUGUUGGUGCAGUGCAAGGAGGCUCUGCGUGAGGCAGUCCGCCGAGGGCAUCUUGGCGUUGUCCGUCGUGUGCUAUGCUCGCAGGACGACGACGAUCAUCGCGUCCAUCUGGUGCUGUGUUUGGUGAUGGACGCGGCCGCGGAGCAGAAACCGGAGAUGGUGGCGGCGCUGAUCGACAUGGUGCCGGACGCGUUCACAUCCCAUCUGGAACAGAAUCUGUUCGUCGGCAUGCUGGGCUUCCAGAAUGUUGUCUGGGCGCCGCACUCGCCCCACGCCCCACCGCACCUCCCGUUCUGCCCCGAGAUCUUGGCGUGUCUGCUCAAGCGGGUCGGCCCGAUCAUGAGCGAUAAGCUCCUCGUAAGCGUGUUGCAUGUUAGUGCAGCGUGCCAGACUGUGCUGCUAGACUUUAUGUGCCAGGCACAGCCCGAGCUCUACUCGGCCGUUGCGGCGAGCAUGGCCGGAGACGUCGACGCUGUCCUCGCUGCGAUCGACUCUGCCGACACCGGCGCUGGCACGCUGGCGCCAAUGCUGACGGGCAUUGCGGGUGGAUGUGGCCAAACGGAGGUGGUGCGUGCUCUUGUUGCUCGGCUCGGUAGAGCUUGCGCACCCGUUGCAUGUGGGGCUAUCGUGCGGGCCGCCGGAUGCGGCCACGCCGAUGCGCUGCAGCUCCUGUUGGAGCUCGCAAGUGAUGCCAGCAAUACCCACCGGAUGGCGCUACACGCUGCCGCAGCAGCCGGACAAGCCAAGGCGUUGGAAGUUGUGCUGGCCACCACCGGCUGCGAGGUCAACAAUCAGGCUGCAUCCGUGGCCGCGUUGUACGCUGCGGUCGGCUCUGGCUGUGCUAGCACGUUUUUGACGCUUGCGUGCCAUCCACACAUCUCUCCGGCCGCAUGCGCACAGGUAGCUCUCGAGGGCUUUGUUUCCAUGUGUGCUGCGGGCAACGUGAGCCUUGCGAGCGCGGUCCUUCCUGUUAUCGUUAACCAUACGCCGCGCGCCGAGCUGCGGCAGGCCGCUUCCGCUGCUGUUGCCGCCGCCGCCAUUGCCGGCGCGCCGUUCAUGGUAUCGUGGCUGCUCGAAGAGUGCGGACUCCUGAUCGACCGAGCCCGCUUGGUCGAGGUGCUCGCAGCAGUGUCAGAGCCUGCCGUUGCCGAGCCUCUCGCCGCAUGGCUUGUCGCAGAGGCUGAGCCUGCCAAUGCCGAUGAGCCGGAGCCUUUGGUUCUCGCCCCGCAUCUCCGGCCUCGGACUCGCGUCCGUGUUGGGAGCCGGGCCCGUGAUCGGUCAGCCAAAGGCCGCAAGGGCAACGGCCGAGGAAUGGGCAAGGCCAGGGGCGCAGCCAAGCAAGGUAGACCCAAGGCCAAGGCCAAGGGCAAGGGCGGAGCAGGCAAGUCCAGCCGUCGUCGGAACCGCGGGCUCCCGGUAGGCGCGAUCCCAAAGGUGCAGCGGACGCGCGUAGAGGCUGCGACGGACACUGCGGUUCAACUGGCAAACGGAACGACGGUCGUUCCGACGAGCCUUGCCCUGAACGCCCCGCUCACGACGUGGAUCGGGCUACGGUUUCGGCUCGAGGUCGGAGCCUCCGACGAGGUGGCGGCGGCUGUGCUCUCGCUUGUGCCUGCGCAGACGACGUCCGUGAGCAGCGCCUGCGCCGUCGUCAUCCACGUCGAGAACUCGGCAACACCUGCACCGUUCGGUGCGUCGGACGGCGGCGUGCUCUCGGGCCGCUCGCGUGCGCCUCCCGUCAUCCCAUGGACGCUGCCGGGUACCACCGAUGUCUGCGCCAACGGACAGCUUGAGACGCCGACAGCCACCUCGCCGGACCUCACGCCGCUCCUGGACCACGUCCGGGCCCUGCCCGGCUGGACCGCAGGCGGACACGUCGCGCUACUCAUCGCUGUCCCGUCGUCGUCGUGCAAGGAGAGCGACGGCGGAGCGCGCCAGUUUGCGGGCUACGUGCCGGACACCACGUCGUGGUACGGCCCGAUUGCGGCGCCGAUGCUGCAGGUCACGUCUAUGUGUGCCGACUGCGCCUCAGUCCUCACGUUCCCAGCCUCUCUCCCACCGACUAUUUUCCAUGGAUCUCAGGUUGUGUUCACAGCAGGUUCUUCCACCGAGGUAUCGGUCGAUGAUGGCUACGGCGAGAUGCCGCUGCUGGUGCCGCUGGAUGCAGACUCGCCGGCGGCGGCGGCGGCAUUUGAACUGAAAGUAAGCUCGGGCAUGGGCACGGCCGGAACAGUGUUCGCUCCGACCGCUGAUGUCUUUCUCGGUCAUGCUCUCGCUCAACCGUACGUCCCGGGGCCCGGCACACCGGUUGUUACCCGACUGGCGUUUGCGCCUCUUGGCGUGCCGCCCAGCGGGCGGAUCGUCUCGGCCUCGAUCGUGACCGCCGCCGCCAACGAGACGCUCGAGGCCGGUCCGCUCAAUCUGCGGGUUCGAGCUGAGGCGCUUGACGCAGUGCGGGCGGCACCAGGAGCUGCAACCGGCGCUGGCGCAGACAUCUCUUCGCGGCAACUCGGGUCGGCCGAUGUGUACUGGACAAUGCCGAGUACGUGGCCGCGCGGCGAGCGGGUGGCAUCACCAGACCUGGCCGCGCUAUUCAACCAGGGUAGCGUGCUGAACUCUCCCGGAUCCAGCGCCGUUGACAAGACCGCACUGCAUCUCGAGGGGAGCGGCACACGGCUAAUUGCAGCUGGCUGCUCGGAGCUAGAUAUUGUGCCGUUUCUGGAGGGCGUCAGCACACUUAUGCCGGUGGAUCCGGUGCUCACGCUCGACGCCACUGGCGGGACGCUGACGCUUGCCACCUCGUCGGGUAUCUUGUUCACGACCGGCGAUGGUACGGCUGAUACCCGAAUAGUGGCGUCGGCGACCGAGUCAGUUCUCAACGCUGCGCUCAAUGGCCUGCGCUUUGACCCGACCCCGUCCGGCGGGAGCCACAACGCGAGUGUGUGCGCAACACUGACGCGCGCGACGGUCGGCGCAAGUCCCGGCGGCUUCUCAGCCCUGCGCUUUGUCUCGGCUUCGCCGGCGUCGAUGCUGGACGACGCGAUCGACGGCUCGACCGGAACCGUUAGCUCGGGUAGCCCAAGCGUGGGCUUUGACUCUGCGGCACCAUUCUACGCCCUCGACGACGGCCUCUUCCGCGGCUACCUUGACCUUGCCGGUAUCCUGCCAGGUGACUCGGUGACGCUGCCGGCAGCACUGUAUGCCGUUGGCCACCGCGAUUUGAGCCUCUCGCUUUGGAUGCGAGUUAACGCGCCUACUUUCCACGGCGUUGCACAGCCUAGCAUUCUUCAGCGCGGCCCUACGUCUCCCACGAGCGGCUCGCCUGGGUGGGCGCUUGCGCUGGAUGCGAACUCCGAGACGAUUGUGUUCACAGUCUCGGACGGCGCGGUAACUCCGACCGCGACCACAAUUUCAGCCGAUGUCUCAACAGAGCUGGGCGCCGAGGCUUGGUUCCACAUCGGGGCACUGUAUUCGGCCACGUUCAAGGUCCUGCGGCUCUAUAUUAACGGCAUUCCUGCACCGCUUCCGCUCGGUACUGCUGCGCUAUCGGACGCGUUUCUGGCCGAGAUUGCCACCGCAGGCGGCUUUGCCCCAGCCACAGUGAUCGGCGGCGAGUUUGAUGGGCAUGUGGCCGACAUUCGUGCCUUUACCGUUACUCUCCCGCCACAGUUCUUUGCCCACUUGGCCCAGGGUGUGUCGGGAACGACAACUACGGCAUGCGUGGGCACUCUGACCGGGCGCGUUACCAACGCGACGAUGGACGAUUGCGGGGUGUGCGACGGGCAGAACGAAGACAAGGACGACUGCGGGGUAUGCUUUGGUGGCGGUGCAGCCAAGGACGCCUGCGCCGGAUGUGACGGUGUCCCGAAUAGCGGCUUGGUGUUCGACGUGUGCGGAGUGUGCGGCGGCGAUGGCGGGACGUGUAUCGGCUGCAAUGGACUGCCGAUGAGCAACGGCGGUGCGAUUGUUGACGCAUGUGGUGUGUGCGCUGGCGGUGCAACAAGUUGCAACACGACGUGUGCACCCGGCGGAAUGCAGUACGACUGCCUCGGGGUGUGCGGCGGCGAUGCGAGGACGGACGGCUGCGGGGUGUGCUGGUCGGCGGCCGAUAGUCUGGCGUUUGCCGAUCUCCAUCGCGACGAGUGCGGCAUAUGCUUUGGCAACAACUCUCUACAGGACACAUGCGGCGUGUGCGGCGGAGGCAACGCGGACGUCGACGCCUGCGGGGUGUGCUUUGGUGGCGGACAGGGCAAAGAUCGCUGCGGCGUAUGCUUUGGCCAAAACUACACCGUCGACGUCUGUGGCGUGUGCUUUGGCGACUCACGGAGCUGCCUCGGCUGCGACGGGCAUCCUAGCUCGGGCCUCGAGCUCAACGCGUGCGGUGUGUGCGGCGGCGGGCCAUGUGGGGAAGCGAUAGCGGUCGACGCGGCGCCGAGUCCUGCUCUUCCGAUGAUCCUGGUUGCAAGUGCCAUGGUCGGUCUCUUUUUCUUGCUCUGCCUGGUGGCAGGUGUGGCCAUCCGGGCUCGCCGCCGGCAUGCAGUUGCUGCGGCCACCAGCCCAUUACGGCCGAGCGGACCGGCUCUGUUUGUGGCGGUGGCGGGGAGUGCGGCGACCACCAUUCCUGUUGGUGGGGUGUGCAUCGACACGUGGCACGAGGUCUCGACGUACAAGACGUGGCAGCUCGACGAGGUGGUGCGGGCGGUAGAGAGCGUGCUCGACUGCCACGGCCGCGCCGCGGUGGCGCUCGACGCACGUCACGCGCGCACUUUUGUCGAGUCCCAUCUCGUCGAUGGCGUGCUGAUGUCGCGGGCAGCGAUGAAGCUUGUUGAAGAUCGACUGGCGGCAUCGUGCUCGAUCGAACCAGCCGACUCGCUCGAGAGUAAUGGUGGCGAUGGCGACGGAGUGGUCAUUAUCCGUCGCGCCAUGCCCGUACAGCCGACAAUUAUUAUGGCCAAGCCGAGUCCCGAUGCCAACGAGCCCGCACUCGCCGAGCUCAUGCUCCAAGCUUCUUUGUCAGAGGCGGACCCGCCUAAGAUCCGCCCCGCCACCAGCAACGCCACGAGCAGGAAGCGCUCGCUCACGAGCCGGAUUGAUAAGCUCAACUCGACAAUAAGUUCUGUCCCGCUCCGCCGGCGAUCGAUCGCCCGCGACGCCAUGUCGGACAACGGCCUAACCGUGACGCGACCAGUCAGCAGCGGGCUCGUCCGCCACCGAUCGACGUCAGAUCCAGGUGGCAUGGAGGAGGCGGCACUCGCUGCCAAGCGCUCUCUGCUCAAGGCUGCCAGCGGCAAGCGCAACCGGCGACGGAGCAUUGCGGCGGCGCGACUGACAGCCGGGCGGCGCCGUAACUCCCUCUCGGUCUCGAGUGGAACAGGGACUCGCGGAACUGAGACUCGAGACGAGCUUGAAGCGAGCCAGAUUGACAUGUACGACAGCGCGUCAUCAGUUGGCUCGAUUGCUUUUGCAUCAUCCACAGUGAGCAUGGCACCAUCGGCCACGCUGUCAGCUGCCGCGUCGGCCGCCCCCACCUCGUCGCUUCCACCACGGGCUCGCAAACUUAGCAUGUCACGGACGCUGAGCGGGCGCCGGAGCGAAUUCAAGGUUCAGGUCCGUCCGAGCGUUCGCUCUGGGGCCACAAUCACAGUCCCUUCGCGGUCGUCGCGGUCUUUCCGGUCCGGAUCCACAAAGUCCAUCACUUCGGGCGUCUCGCGGUCGCGAUCAAGGUCGAGGUCGGGCCUGCGCGACACUGACGACGACAGCGUGGUCUCGUCGGCAUGGAACUCUGGCAACCUUUAG